UUUCCCCGUCCUGUCCCGUUUCCUCUUUCGCCCACUGCGGGCCUGGCGCGGUGCCCCCUGCCCUUUCACCGUCCCACGCGGGGUCUUGGCCAGUACCUAUGCCAGGCCGGGUCCCUGUUCCCCGGGUGAUGUGAUGCUACUCGACUGCCGCCGGGGACGCCGAGGCACAGAGAAGGCUCGGGCCGCGCCGGAGUCCACCCUGCCGGGGCUGAGUUGCUCCUAGUCGCCUGCCUUCUCCCAGGUGACCCGGAGGUAGCAUUCCCCGGAACCGCAGCUCCCCCUCGGUGGGAUGGGCGCAGCCGCGCCAGAUGGACGAGAACAUGAAGAAAGCAGAGGAGAUGGCCCUGAGCCUCACCCGGGCGGUGGCGGGCGGGGAUAAACAGGUGGCUAUGCAGUGCGCCAUCUGGCUGGCAGAGCAUCGGGUGCCCCUGAGUGUGCAACUGAAGCCCGAGGUUUCCCCGACGCAGGAUAUCAGGUUGUGGGUGAAUGUGGAGGACGCUCAGAUGCACACCGUCACCAUCUGGCUCAUGGUGCGCCCUGAUAUGACGGUGGCUUCCCUGAAGGACAUGGUAUUUCUAGACUACGGCUUCCCACCAGUCCUGCAGCAGUGGGUGAUUGGUCAGCGGUUGGCACGAGACCAGGAGACCCUGCACUCCCAUGGGGUGCGGCAGAAUGGGGACAGCGCCUACCUCUAUCUGCUGUCAGCCUGCAACACCUCCCUCAACCCUCAGGAGCUGCAGCGGGAGCGACAGUUGCGGAUGCUGGAAGAUCUGGGCUUUAAGGACCUUACGCUGCAGCCACGGGGCCCCCUGGAGCCAGCCCCUGCGAAGCCCGGGGCCCCCCAGGACCCAAGACCAGGGCAGCCAGAUGCGGCUCCCGAGCUCCCGCGGGUGGGCUGGCAGUGCCCCGGGUGCACCUUCAUCAACAAGCCCACGCGGCCCGGCUGCGAGAUGUGCUGCCGGGCGCGGCCCGAGGACUACCGGGUGCCCCCUUCAUACCAGCCUGACGAGGAGGAGCGAGCGCGCCUGGCCGGCGAGGAGGAGGCGCUGCGCCAGUACCAGCAGCGGAAGCAGCAGCAGCAGGAGGGAAACUACCGGCAGCUUGUCCAGCUGGACCAGAGGAGCCUGGUGCUGAACACCGAGCCCGCCGAGUGCCCUGUGUGCUACUCGGUGCUGGGGCCCGGCGAGGCCGUGGUGCUGCGGGAGUGUCUGCACACCUUCUGCAGGGAGUGCCUGCAGGGCACCAUCCGCAACAGCCAGGAGGCAGAGGUCUCCUGCCCCUUCAUUAACAACACCUACUCGUGCUCUGGCAAGCUGCUGGAGAGAGAGAUCCGGGCGCUCCUGACUCCCGAGGAUUACCAGCGGUUUCUGGACCUGGGCAUCUCCAUUGCUGAAAACCGUAGUGCCCUCAGCUACCACUGCAAGACCCCAGACUGCAAGGGAUGGUGCAUUGUUGAUGAUGAUGUCAACGAGUUCACGUGCCCCGUGUGUUUCCACGUCAACUGCCUGCUCUGUAAGGCCAUCCAUGAGCAGAUGAACUGCAAGGAGUAUCAGGACGACCUGGCCUUGCGGGCUCAGAAUGACGUGGCUGCCCGGCAGACAACGGAGAUGCUGAGGUUGAUGCUGCAGCAGGGCGAGGCCAUGCACUGCCCACAGUGCCAGAUCGUGGUGCAGAAGAAGGACGGCUGUGACUGGAUCCGCUGCACUGUCUGCCACACCGAGAUCUGCUGGGUCACCAAGGGCCCACGCUGGGGUCCUGGGGGCCCAGGAGACAUCAGCGGGGGCUGCCGCUGCCGGGUGGAUGGGAUUCCUUGCCACCCAAGUUGUCAGAACUGCCACUGACUGAGCUGAAGAUGGCCAAGUGCCCAGGCUGCUGUGGGGCAGGGCUGGGCUUGGGACUUUGGCUCUGUUUUCUGCCUUUGUGCUUAGUCGAGGCGGGGCCCUGCUGAGGCCAAGCCCCCUCAGCUGCGUGGAUGGCCUUGUUUGCUGUAGGUGUCACAGGGGCCCCACCUGAGCUGACUGCUGUCCGUGGUCUCAUCUGCCCCAGUGCCUUUGUCCUUUCUUUGGGACUUGCCAGCCAGACCUCUCAUCUCAUCUCUGCGACUCCACAUCUGCUUGACCCCAGCCUUAAACACAGCCCCUGGCCAGAGGCCUUGCUGGAUGGAACCUCUGUGAGCUUCCAUGUGACCCCACACUCCUCCCCCCACCACCCUCGUCUGCUGAACACCAAGCAUUCACAGCUUCACCCCUUCCCCUGUUGGCUCUCUGAGGUGACCUUUCUCUGCCUUUGCUGUUGGAGGCCCUGGGCCUCUUAGAACUGCUGCUAACCUGUUCGGAACCAAGAGGGAGACCGGGCAGUUUUGAAAGCACAGCCUAUCCAGUCCAGCUGCUACAUCUCCCUCUCUGCUGACUGUAUAUGUUAUUAAAACAAUUUUCUAGGACGGAA
Molecule: messenger RNA, 2445 nt
Organism: Galeopterus variegatus (Sunda flying lemur)
Lineage: Eukaryota; Metazoa; Chordata; Mammalia; Dermoptera; Cynocephalidae
Gene: RBCK1
Product: RanBP-type and C3HC4-type zinc finger containing 1
Exons: 12
Coding region: 309-1841 (510 amino acids)
Biological process (GO): protein linear polyubiquitination; proteasome-mediated ubiquitin-dependent protein catabolic process; positive regulation of canonical NF-kappaB signal transduction
Cellular component (GO): LUBAC complex
Molecular function (GO): ubiquitin binding; ubiquitin-protein transferase activity
Source: RefSeq, a predicted model, not a curated record